Molecule: messenger RNA, 498 nt
Organism: Venustampulla echinocandica
Lineage: Eukaryota; Fungi; Ascomycota; Leotiomycetes; Helotiales; Pleuroascaceae
Exons: 2
Coding region: 1-498 (165 amino acids)
Biological process (GO): protein phosphorylation
Molecular function (GO): protein kinase activity
Source: RefSeq, a predicted model, not a curated record
AUGCUCACCAUCAAAGGCAAGCUGGACCAGCCUCCGCCAUUUGAGGGCAAGGAACCUCCCGUUAUCGCUCGACACCCACGAGACGGCAAAUGGCACUUCCUGAACCUGGAGCUGGGAAUCAUGCACCAGGACAUCACACCCCGAAAUAUCUUCAUCGACCCCGACACUCAGGGAACCCGUCUCGUCGACUUUGACUGGGCCGCACAGGGUAAAGUAGGACUGAGGGGUCGGCGCGAUGAUGUUACCGGAGUCAUCUACACCCUCUACGAAAUCAUCACUGGAAACAACGAAUACACGGGAAUCCACUACUGGGAACGGGACGACAAAGAGGUGCAGAAUCUGCUUGAAUGGCCGGUCCGCCGCGAGCUCGAUAGGGACGUGUCCGCUUUCCCGCAAUUUACUGAACGAAUGCGCGGUGAAGCGCAAAUCCGAGGGCGACAUCGACCUCUAUCUGAGCGUGCCUCAGCUCUGCGAAUGGCCCGAUAUGCAGGAAGCUAA